Messenger RNA from Kazachstania africana CBS 2517, 603 nucleotides. RefSeq names its product Cff1p (gene CFF1). Gene Ontology annotation, cellular component: intracellular anatomical structure. NCBI's taxonomy places the organism in Eukaryota, Fungi, Ascomycota, Saccharomycetes, Saccharomycetales, Saccharomycetaceae. Bases 1 to 603 code for a protein of 200 amino acids. The record is from RefSeq and is a predicted model, not a curated record. The transcript has a single exon.
AUGCCUAAAGACUCAUUCAAGUCGGAAACGAUUGACAAUACUGAAGAUGUUCAAAUACUCCCCCCAAGUUUCGUAUCUUUUCCAGCAAUUGAACCUCCCACAACUUUGCAAAACAUAAUCAAGGAUUGGCAAUUGAUCAAGCAUAGAGAAGGCGGAUAUUUCAAAGAAACUGACAGAUCUCCAUUUACAUUAUCCUUAACCGACGGUGACACCCCUAUGGAAAGAAACUACUCGACUUUGAUCUAUUACUUAUUAACACCAGAUUCGCCAGUUGGAAAAUUUCAUAAAAAUAAGAAUCGUAUCAUUCACAUUCUACAACGUGGUAAAGGUCAGUAUGUUUUGAUCUAUCCAAAUGGUAAAAUCAAAUCUUUCAAAGUCGGAUUUGACUAUGCUAAUGGUGAAAUCUCUCAAUGGGUUGUCCCAGGUGGUGUAUACAAGGCAAGUUUCUUGAUUCCAAAUGAGGAAUUUGAUAAUAGUAUACUCAUCAGCGAAGUGGUAGUUCCUGGAUUUGAAUAUGAGGACCACUUAUUUAUGAGUGGGCUUGAGGAGCUUGAUAAACUGGUGGGCGAGAAGAAGGCCGAAGAACUUAAGUUUUUACUAUAA